AUGGCUGUGGACGUUGAAGCCAUACAUAUCUACAGGAGAUUGGUUGACAAUCUUCUGGAUCGGGCAGAGGAGGCCAGGCCGGACAAGCAUAUCGAACCCCCGUUGACAGAGGCGCACCUGGGCGAUUCGAUAUGGCUCGUCCAAGGAGACGACGAGCAGGCAGUGAAGCGAUUGAGCCAGCAGACACAAUUUGCCGCCGUCGAAAUUGCCUUCAGAGAGAAGUUCUAUAGCAUCCUUGCGACGACAUCAAUCGACGAGCCUGCCUUUAUCCAAAUAUGGAGAUUACUUGACAUAAUUUCUAUCUUCUCUGACAAUGAACAGUGCGAGCCUGGCCUAAUAUUCUGGCUCAUUGAGGAGUUACUGGAUAGCCAAACAAUCAACGGCUGUCGCAAGGUAUUUGACUAUUUGGAAUCACGAAGAGAGCGAAAUACAAAGAAACACUUCAAGCAAAAGAGUUUGGUUAUUCUCAGGUCUUGCAAUGAAUUACUCCGACGACUUUCUCGAGCAGAAGAUACUGUUUUCUGUGGACGGGUUUUCAUCUUUCUUUUCCAGAGUUUCCCGCUUGGAGACAAAAGCGCUGUCAACCUCCGGGGCGAGUAUCACACCGAAAAUGUCACUACAUUCGAUGAAAUCGCUCGAUCGGCUGCCAAGGAGAACGGGGAAAUGGAUGUGGACACGUCAGAUGAAAAAGAAGCUUCCACGACUGCCGAGGGCCAAAAAUCGAACAACGAUUCCCAAACCUCUGCUAGUGGUGAUAGUCAAUCGAAUAGCCAGGAAACCACCAAAACCCCGAAAGUCGUUGUCUCCAGGGGUGAUGAUCAGAAAGGAAAGAAGCCUGUUGACUUGGAUGCACUCUAUCCGAUGUUUUGGGGGCUACAGGCCUAUUUCUCCGCUCCAACGAAGGUCUUCGAUCCCCAGCAUUUUGCAUCGUUCAAAUCAGGACUCGAAGCGACUCUUUCCAGUUUCAGAAAUAUCAAUACGGAUCUCGACAAUCAAAGCACCAGCAGGGCAUCAGAAGACCUCCGAAAGUCUAACAAGCGAAAACGAACAGCAGACGGACCUGAAAUUGCCAGCAGCUUCAAUCCGAAGUAUCUGACAAGCAGAGAUCUUUUUGAUCUUGAAGUAAACGAUACGGCUUUUAGGCGACAUGUUCUUGUCCAAGCACUCAUUCUCCUGGACUUUAUGCUCUCGCUUACGCCUAAGGCCAAAGCGCGACUAGCUGACCUUACAAACAAAUCUGUGCUUUACGGCUUUGUGUUGAACGAAGAUGAUACCAAAUGGGCCACCAAGACAAGAAAGGCGAUCGAGGAAUAUCUUCAGGAAGGUACUGGAGGGAAGUUUUACUAUCGUAUGGUCGACACUGUUCUUUCGAGAGACAAGAAUUGGGUGCGUUGGAAGGCUGAGGGAUGUCCUCUCAUCGAGCGGCCACCCAUAUCUGUGACAGAAUACAUUGGGGCUCGCGACCACGCAACCAAAACCUACGCCAACAAACGUCUUCGUUCGUCGCCUAUGGGCUCGCUCAAUCUCAAUUUUCUUUCGGAGGGCGAGUCACUGGCAAGCCUUGAGCGACUCAAGGAGCCAGAAAGAUUUUCCGUUCCUGCCGCAGACUCCUUUAUGAUGGGCAUCAUGGAUGAUGAAUUAGACAUCGACAUGGCGCAAACCAAGGAAGAAAAAGAAGAUGCAACGAGAGCCAAAGCCAGCAAGACAUGGCGUAUAUUACGGCUUUCUUCCAGAAGCAAGCUCGCUGCUUUUGAAAAGAUCGAGGAUGGCAAGAAUCUCAAGAUUUUAUUCGAAACCCCUCAAGCACCAGAAGGAACACCUCAGGCAGCAGAGGGAACCCCGAAGGUUGUGGAAGGAACAGCAGCUAAACCAUCAUCGACCGAGGGUGAUAAAACUGUGACCAACGGAACGGAACAAGAGUCUAGUGGUAUCGAGAAAGAAAGCGCUAUGGGCACUGAACAGGACUCGGCUGAAUCCAAACGUCAAGAAGCCGGACCGACCGAUAACCAGGCGACCUGA
Aspergillus wentii DTO 134E9 is the source of this 2019-nucleotide messenger RNA. Its product is annotated as THO complex subunit THO1/HPR1. The coding region runs from base 1 to 2019 and encodes 672 amino acids. Gene Ontology annotation, biological process: regulation of DNA-templated transcription elongation; mRNA export from nucleus. NCBI's taxonomy places the organism in Eukaryota, Fungi, Ascomycota, Eurotiomycetes, Eurotiales, Aspergillaceae. The record is from RefSeq and is a predicted model, not a curated record. Gene Ontology annotation, cellular component: THO complex part of transcription export complex. The transcript has 7 exons.